Phanerochaete carnosa HHB-10118-sp is the source of this 2205-nucleotide messenger RNA. Its product is annotated as glycoside hydrolase family 71 protein. The coding region runs from base 16 to 1527 and encodes 503 amino acids. The record is from RefSeq and is a predicted model, not a curated record. NCBI's taxonomy places the organism in Eukaryota, Fungi, Basidiomycota, Agaricomycetes, Polyporales, Phanerochaetaceae. The transcript is spliced from 4 exons. Gene Ontology annotation, molecular function: glucan endo-1,3-alpha-glucosidase activity.
ACUAAUCGACGAAUUAUGUACUCCUUCACACUCGUUUUCUUGUUCGGUCUGGUCGUUUCCUCGCUUGUGCAGGCACUUCCUCAUAGUCCUUUUCACCACCGUCGUCGCCUCAUGAAGAAGGACGGUACUCCGAAAUACGUUGUUGCUCACCAUAUGGUCGGCAACACGUACCCUUAUACCCAGGACGACUGGCAGAGUGAUAUCACCCAAGCGCACGCAGCCGGUAUCGACGCUUUCGCUCUGAACAUUGGUUCAGACUCCUGGCAACCGACCCAGGUUGCUUCUGCCUAUGCCGCGGCCCAACAAUCUGGCACAGGCUUCCUGUUGUUCAUCUCGUUUGAUAUGAGUGUCCUUCCAUGCGACUCUUCCGACGCAGCUGGCACUCUCCGCAACUACAUCUCGCAGUAUGCGAAUCACCCGAACCAGUUCAAGUAUAACGGCCGCACUUUCGCUUCCACGUUUGCCGGUGAUACCUGCCAAUUCGGCCAAGACUCUGUGGUCGAUGGCUGGACUGCCCAGUUCACCCAGCAUCCCGAUGUUGUCAAUGCCGGUGGUGUUCACUUCGUGCCUGCGUUCUUCAGCGACCCCUCGGGCUUCGGCGGUCUUUCCGGUGCCGUCCAUGGCAUCUUCAACUGGAACUCCGGCUGGCCAAUAUCAUUGACUGCUCAAAGCGCGCAGUCUGAUCUCAACCCCCUUGGCGAUAGUCUCACUUCCCUUGUCUCUCAGGGCGUUGCGUCCGUCAUCAAUGCCCUCGCCCAGUUCGUUGGUGCGACUGACACCGAUACCCAAUACUUCAACGCCCUGAAAUCGCUCAGCUCGGACAACGGGUCGCCAACUUACAUCGGCGCCGUCAGUCCAUGGUUCUUCACGCACUACGGCCCUGACACCUACAACAAGAACUGGAUCUAUUACGCUGGCUCGCAGCUGUACCCUACACGCUGGGACAAUAUCUUCCAGAGCCGCGACAUGUACGACAUCAUCGAGAUCUGCACCUGGAACGACUUUGGCGAGUCGCACUACAUUGGCCCUAUCCAUGGCGCGCAGCCGAACUCGCAAGCGUGGGUCAACGGCUUCGACCACACCGCGUGGCUCGACAUGACCAGCUACUUCGCGACGGGCUUCAAGACCGGGGCCUACCCCGCGGUCACAGAGGACAAGCUGUACAUGUGGGCGCGCCCGCACCCCAGCUCCGCGAACGCCCCGGACCCAGUCGGCAAGCCAGACAACUACCAGCUCGACCAGGACGUGCUCUGGGCCGUCGUUUUCGCAACCGCGCCCGGCAGCGUCACGCUGUACACGAGCGACAGCAGCUCGCAGACGUUCCAGGUCCAGGCGGGCGUGAACAAGCUCCAGAUGGACCUCACGCCCGGCGGGUACAUGCGCGGCGUGCUCCAGCGAGGUGGCCAGACCGUCAUCGACCUCCGUCCCCAGGGAUACACCUUUGAUCCGAACCCCCAGACGUACAACUACAAUGCCUUCACGGCCUUCGCGUCCUCCUCCUCCUCCAGUGCCCCUACCGCGAACUAGAGUCGCAUUUUCACUUUCUGUGUUUCUCUCAUCUCCUCCCACCGGUGCUGCCCGUGCGAUAUAGUUUGCAAGCCGGGUUGGCCUCUGUUUUGUUCUCGCUCGGUUCUGUGGACAGGCCGGGUCCCAUCCUGCGCAUCUUCUGGCUGAGAUGCACAGUUGUCGUGCUGGAAACUUGCUUUGUCGUCUGCUAUCAGCUUGUAUUCUUUCGUAUCAUGUUUUCGUAUCAUGUAUUGUUCGUUGUGCCGCGAAAGUUGAUAAUGAUCAUGUACUAGAUGUAUCAUGACUCUAAUUUGAUCAGAUCGCAUGCCCUAAGUAGACGUUGUUGCCUCUGGAAUUUGAAACUCGAUCCUCUGCCCCUUGGAUGUGUUGGAGUGGGAAGACCGCACCUCCACAUCUCUACAUGUAGCUUCGUUCGCAUGCUGGGUGUCGACCAUCUCGAUGUCGUGCUCUUCGGGCUUCUCCACGGGAGAUGGAGGUCGCUGUCCAACAAGCCCAAUUCCCCUCAUGCCCACGAUGGAAAUCGCGAUCCCAAUCGCAAUUGUACCGCAACAGAUCCAACCCGCCACCCGGAAACCAGCCAUAAGGACUGCCGGGUCUCUGGGCGCCAGCUCCGGGUGCUUGUGGUUGAACUUGGUCGACACUGACAUCGCGACGGUCGACGUCACGCCUAGACCGAUG